AUGCUCCGAGCCCGUCUCAACCGUGGCGUACCGGACGGGAAAAGGUUGAGCUGUCGCCGCGUGUGUCGUGAUAUGUCGACCACAUCCAAGGUGGUGCUCGGGAUCGCCGUGCUGCUCUCAAGCGGAACCGUCGUUGGCGUCCACAUCCAACAAAAGCGUCUCAGAGAGAGGCUACGUGAAGGAGUGUUCAGAGACCUUGAGAGACAGAAUCGUAAACAAGAAAAUCUUCGCCUUUUGGAAGAACAGAUUUCUUUGACCAAACAACUUGAAAUGGAAAGAAGCAAAAUGCCAUUAGAAAGAGAAUCUCAGUAG
This is a messenger RNA of Hemicordylus capensis (graceful crag lizard), 312 nucleotides long. RefSeq names its product protein PET117 homolog, mitochondrial. Bases 1 to 312 code for a protein of 103 amino acids. The transcript is spliced from 2 exons. The record is from RefSeq and is a predicted model, not a curated record. Gene Ontology annotation, biological process: mitochondrial respiratory chain complex IV assembly. Lineage: Eukaryota; Metazoa; Chordata; Lepidosauria; Squamata; Cordylidae. Gene Ontology annotation, cellular component: mitochondrion.